This is a messenger RNA of Lytechinus variegatus (green sea urchin), 711 nucleotides long. RefSeq names its product monocarboxylate transporter 11-like. The transcript has 3 exons. Lineage: Eukaryota; Metazoa; Echinodermata; Echinoidea; Temnopleuroida; Toxopneustidae. Gene Ontology annotation, biological process: transmembrane transport. Bases 1 to 711 code for a protein of 236 amino acids. The record is from RefSeq and is a predicted model, not a curated record. Gene Ontology annotation, molecular function: monocarboxylic acid transmembrane transporter activity.
AUGGGUAGCUGUUAUAAAAUCAUUUCUUCUCCGAGUUUACCUGUAAUAAUAUGUAUAUUCCUGUCAGCAUCUGGACAUGUAGGUAUAAUAAAGGCAAUAGGAUUCUUUAUAAGCGACAUUAAUAUUGAUCUGAAAACCACACCGACUGAUAUGGGAGUUGCACUUGGACUUCUGAACACCGUUUUCUUCAUACCAAGUCCAAUAAUUGCCGCCCUCUGUCGAUAUCAUUUUCUUCGUCGUCCGUUGGUUAUUUCUGGGGCGUGUCUUCAAACAUUAGGAGUGGCGCUCUUGUCAUUGGCAACUAGCAAAGCUCAAAUGAUCAUCUUUCUCUCAAUGACAGGUUUUGGAAUCGCUACCUUGAUUACAAGUUGUAUUUUGACAUUACAUCAUGUGGCUCAGGAAAACUACAAUCUAUGCUAUGGCCUUGGUUUGAGCGGGUAUGGCGCCGGUAUGGUCCUUUUGCCAAUCGUAGCUGAAUUCCUUCGUCACCCGUACGGUUGGAGAGGUGGAUUGCUCAUUAUAAGCGCCCUUGUAGCGCAUACCAUUCCAUGCGCUGUGGGAAUAAGAAUGAAAUUCGACAAAAUAAGUACACAGAGAAAUGGUUAUAAGCCAAUCGAAAGCUCGUCUACAGGACCUUCGGAAAUGGACAUAACGGAAGAAGACAAAGCAACGAAUUUCCAUGGCUCAGGCCUGUCAGAAGGUGAGGUGUAA